GAGGAUCGUUUUGAAGAACUAACGAGAAGGCUUCAGGCGGAGCGAGAGACGAUAUCGCAGCACGCCCGGCCGACACUCAGCCCCGGAGCAGACUCGGACACCGCCAGCAGCAUGGCCAGCAUCACCAGCACCGACGACAGCUUCCGUUACCAUGGCAACCACAACUACAAUCACCCCCACAACAACAGUAGCAGUGACCAGCCUCCUCCUCCUUACCACCAUCACCAACAACAGCAUUCCAACAACAACAACGACGACAACAGCUUUCAGCAGCCGCUGCCUGGCCACAGUCCGGACAGCUCCAAGAUGAGCUCGCACCUGCUCGAUUCCUGCCUGUGAGUAGUGUAGACAAACUGCGCCUGCUAGACAAAGGACAUCCCUCCUCCCUCCUGACCCCACCUUAUCUGGUAGACAAAGAGGACAGACAGACCCGGCCCCCCCCAACCCCCGUCUCCCUCCUUUGUUUCUUGCCUGUGAGUAGUGUAGAUAAAGUGCGCCUGCUAGUCAUCAAAGAGGACAGACAAUCCCUGCCCCAUCUCUUUU
Messenger RNA from Aplysia californica (California sea hare), 543 nucleotides. Its product is annotated as probable serine/threonine-protein kinase DDB_G0282963. The record is from RefSeq and is a predicted model, not a curated record. Lineage: Eukaryota; Metazoa; Mollusca; Gastropoda; Aplysiida; Aplysiidae.